AUGCCAAACCCCGUGCCCUGCGAAGCCACCGACGAAUACAAGGCAGCGUUUGCAGCGAACCCAACGCUCGUCGUCCGUCGCGGCCUGCCCCGCCUUCCCGAGGACGAGCAGGGGCGGACGCGUCGUGGCAAGCGACCCAGCACCGGCGGCAGCGUGCAGAAGCGCAAGCGCGCGAAACGGGGCGGCGGCGAGGCUGAAGCUGAGGGCGGGGACAACAGCAAAGGCGAGGGCGAGAGUGGGGGCAACGGAAAUGAGGACGUCGAGGGCGGGGACGAGAGCGAGGGCGGCGAGGGCGAGGGUGGGGACGAGGGCGGGCAGUAA
Molecule: messenger RNA, 321 nt
Organism: Schizophyllum commune H4-8
Lineage: Eukaryota; Fungi; Basidiomycota; Agaricomycetes; Agaricales; Schizophyllaceae
Exons: 2
Coding region: 1-321 (106 amino acids)
Source: RefSeq, a predicted model, not a curated record